This is a messenger RNA of Daldinia vernicosa, 1269 nucleotides long. Its product is annotated as protein prenylyltransferase. The transcript has a single exon. Bases 197 to 1210 code for a protein of 337 amino acids. The record is from RefSeq and is a predicted model, not a curated record. Lineage: Eukaryota; Fungi; Ascomycota; Sordariomycetes; Xylariales; Hypoxylaceae. Gene Ontology annotation, cellular component: cytoplasm. Gene Ontology annotation, molecular function: protein prenyltransferase activity. Gene Ontology annotation, biological process: protein prenylation.
CAACGUACACGUAUAUUCAUUUACAUGCCCAGACAUGAACUGGUAUCCAGCUUCUAGAACUAUGGGUAAUCUACUAGGUAUGAUUUACUUACGUACUAUGAUAUUUGGUAUUUAGGGCUGCAUAAAUGGUUACCAUAUACAUACUUACCUUGCGAAGCAAUUCUAUGCCUGACUAACAGCGGCCCUCACAUUCACGAUGUCCCGCUCGCUAGAUAAAGAUCUUCUAGCUCACCUAGAAGCUAAUGAUCCAAAUGAGGUAUAUAAGGACAUCUCGACAAUCCUCACGAAUCUACCAGAAAAUGAAUUGCUAGAGAUUGAGUUGCUUGGGAAAAGUCAUCCUCUACAACCAGGGAUCAACUACCUUAGAGAUGGCACGGCUGUUGCAAUUCCUAAGCUCAGGCUAGUUCAAGCAUUUUUCGUUGCACGCCGAUUGCUACAGGCCUAUCAUGAGGAUAGCACAGUAAACCGCAGCGGAGUGAUGGCUGCAACAGCUGUACUGCUGCUUAUGGACCCCGAACAUCUGACAGCCGCUAAUACCCGGAAACGACUGCUCAUAUUGUCAUUAGAAACUAGCGAGGCGGAUGAGUUGGCAUUAAGACGGGAGAAGCAGUUUGUGGAUAGCCUUCUCACGUCAAGGCUGUAUCGGCAUGCCAAAUCACCAACUCUCUGGUCACAUCGCCGCUGGUUGCUCCACCUAUAUACAAUUCACGACGUAGUCGUGGACUUGCAGCACGAUGUUAAGAAUGUUAUCAUGAUAGCAGGAAUCCGACAUCCUCGCAACUAUCCUGCCUGGCAUCACGCUCGGCUCUUAGUGGAUCGUAAUCCGGGAUUGGCCGAGUCUAUAGUUGCUGAUGUUAAAGAGUUCUGCUUGAAGAAUCAUACCGAUAUUUCCAGCUGGAGUUUCCUCGUCUAUGCCAUGGGCAGGAUUAAAGACAAAGAAAGCCGCGGCAUGGUCUACUCUUCCGUUUUUACAGAAGUCCUUGGUAUCACUGACUCGUUGCGCUGGAUAAGCGAGUCUGUCUGGACAUUUCUGCGCGCCAUAGCGACGGUGGAAUUCAUUAAUGAUCAACAAUUUGAGUCAUUUUUGGCCGUAAAUAAGAGGCUCGCUUCCAUAACACCGGAGGGCGGUAGUCAGUGGCGAACACUGGAUAGCGCACAACGUUGGUGCGAAAAGCAUCGCCCUCUAAUGGGGUCCAAAAUGGCAGAAUGAGCCCGAAUUAGUACAGCAAAGCUACCAACCGUUGGAGGAGAAAACAUGAGGCCUCGGUA